Molecule: messenger RNA, 1928 nt
Organism: Copidosoma floridanum
Lineage: Eukaryota; Metazoa; Arthropoda; Insecta; Hymenoptera; Encyrtidae
Product: lipid scramblase CLPTM1L
Cellular component (GO): membrane; endomembrane system
Source: RefSeq, a predicted model, not a curated record
CUUUCGUUUCUCUUCGGGAUAUGUUAUUCUUGUGCACUGUGCCCGUGUAUAUGCUUGUUUUCCACUGCGUCGGCCUUUAGGGAUAUCUUGUACCUGACAUAUAGUGCUACAAACAAUUCAUUUGUAUACUGAUUUGAGUUCCGGAAAAGAUAUAUAACCUUACCAAAAAAUGUUUUUUCCAUCCUUCACUAUUUUAUUGUCUGGAUUGUUCCUGGGCUAUAUUGCUCACUCUUUUUACACGAUAUCACACAUGUUUUCUGUACCAACAUGUACAAACAGAAAAAAUUGCAUUAAAUCUCAUCUAAAUAAACGACCCAAAAUACAAUUAAACUUGUUUACUUCCACGAUGAUAAAUCCGUUGAAUUCAGAAGCCCAAAAAGUUUACACUGAUAUGGACUUCGAUUACACAAGAGAAAAAGAUUUUUUUUUAUUAUUAGACAUUCCAUACAAGACUAGACAAAAUGGUACUUUAUUUUUACAUAUACUAUUAUCACCCUCUUUAGUGAACCAAGGCAACACUUUCCAUGAACUUAAACGAAAUUCUAACACUGUAUUUGCUGUUGUAAAAUUGACCAAGUAUGCCAUACCAGAAGCAGAGACAUUUAAUUUAGUAGGUAAAGAAGAAAGUUCUAAAAGUUCAAAAAAGAGAGAGAUAGUUGCUAAUCAGCCAAUUUCACACUUGAAAAGUAAAAUAACAUUUACUAUAAUGACAGAUGAUAUAGAACUUCCAUUGAAUCACAUACCAUUAGAGUUAUUAAGGAUUUUAAAAACUACUCCUGAUAAAACAUUUUUGCCCUUGCUUACUGGUAAUUUUUUGCAUACCAAAAAUAAGGAUUUAAUCAAAAUUUUACCCACAUCGCAUAAUUUAAAUAUGACUAUAACAUAUAAUCCAAUUUCUUAUGGUAAAUUACGGUUAAUCUUGCAUCUUGAAGCUGCAAUGAUGGAUCUCAAGAAAAUUGGGUUUACUGACAAGGAUACCGACGAGGUGAAAAGUAUUUUUGCAGAUACUAAUUUGUAUCUACUCGCUGGUACUAUAGUUGUAUCAGGAAUGCAUUUAUUGUUUGAUUUUCUUGCAUUUAAAAGUGACAUACUUUUCUGGCGGAAUAAAAAUGAUCUCACAGGUUUGAGUAUGCAGACAGUGCUCUGGCGUGCUUUUAGCCAAGCUGUAAUAUUCCUCUAUUUAGUUGAAGAAGGAUCAUCUCUACUUGUUCUAGUACCUGCUGGGAUCGGAGCCAUAAUUGAGUUUUGGAAAACGAAAAAAUUUUUGAAAGCCGAAAUUUUUUGGAAUAAAAGAGUAAUUCCAAGGAUUAAGUUUAACUGCAGCAAACUUACGUUUGCAGAAAAAAGGACAAGAGAAAUUGAUGCUGAAAGUAUGAAAUACUUUAGUUACCUGAUAUAUCCCUUAAUCAUUGUGGGUGCAGUGUAUACUCUGCUCUACCUACCGCAUAAAAGCUGGUAUUCAUGGUUCAUACAAUCUAUAGUACAUGGAGUUUAUGCUUUCGGUUUUCUGUUUAUGUUACCACAACUAUUCGUAAAUUAUAAAUUGAAAUCAGUUGCUCACCUUCCAUGGAGGUCAUUUAUGUACAAGGCCUUUAAUACUUUUAUUGAUGAUGUAUUUGCAUUUAUCAUCACAAUGCCCAUUGCUCACAGAGUAGCUUGCUUUCGAGAUGAUGCUGUUUUCAUGAUGUAUCUGUAUCAACGCUGGUUGUAUCCAGUAGAUAACAGCCGUAUAGAUUCCUUAACAAUGGAAGAAGAUCCAGUUAAAAUCGACACUACAGUUUCUCUUAAAAAGGAAAAGUAACUUCAGGCUUACGUUACCUUCAAUUUGUAUUAAGAAAUUUAAAAUUCACUUUACAGUUCAACUCUUAGUGAUGAAUAAAAUUAUAUGGAUCACGAAAUAUGUCUGAAAAAAUUAAUCGAUGUUUAUA